AUGUCUCACGAGCCCGCUCCACCACCCAAGUCCUUUCUCGGUCGCUAUCGCCUGCUUGCUCCUACAGCAGCGGUGAAGGUCAGCCCAUUAUGCCUGGGAGCAAUGAAUUUCGGUGAGAGUUGGAAAGGAAGACUUGGUGAAUGUGACAAGGAGACGUCCUUCAAGAUUCUGGAUACAUUUUAUGAGAAUGGAGGCAACUUUAUCGACACUGCAAAUGGGUACCAAAACGAAGAAUCCGAAGCCUGGGUCGGCGAGUGGAUGGAAAGUCGUGGAGUGAGAGAUGAAAUCGUCCUCGCUACUAAAUACACCUCCAGCUUCCAGGCAUACAACAAGAGCAAACUGCAGCCCAACUUCGUUGGAAAUAAUGCGAAGAGUCUUCGGGUUUCUGUGGAUGCCAGUCUGCGAAAAUUGAGGACUGAUUAUAUUGAUCUGUUUUAUGUCCACUGGUGGGACUUUAGCACUUCUAUUGAAGAAGUCAUGACCUCCCUCAACCAACUCGUCACUUCUGGUAAAGUGAUUUACUUGGGUAUCAGCGAUACUCCGGCCUGGGUCGUUAGCAAAGCAAACCAAUGUAAGAAUACAUCUCUUGCGCAUUUGAAAUUUUUGGCUAACAAAUCCUCAGAUGCUCGUGAUCAGGGUCUUCGCCCCUUCUCCGUAUACCAAGGUCAAUGGAACGCCGCCCGUCGUGACUUCGAACGCGACAUAAUCCCAAUGUGCGCAUCCGAAGGCAUGGGUCUCUGUCCUUGGGGCGCCCUCGGCAGCGGCUGUUUCAAAACCGCAUCCCAGCGUGAAGAAAUUGCGGAGCAUGGAAAUCCAGGUCGAAAGGGGAUCACGCGGGACAUUGAUAUUGCAGUGUCGGACGUACUCGAGAAAGUUGCCCUUCGACACGACACGUUUAUUACAAGUGUGGCGCUUGCGUACGUUAUGAAGAAGUUCCCGUAUGUUUCGCCCAUUGUUGGUGGACGGAAGGUUGAGCAUUUAUUGGGUAAUAUUGAAGCUUUGGGAUUGCAGCUUGAGGACUCGGAUAUUGAUGAGAUUGAGGCUGCUUAUGACUUUGACCUUGGCUUCCCCAUGAGUUUCCUUUUCCGGGGUGAGAACAAGGAGGCGCAUCCGAAGAAUAGUACUUUCUUGGUCGGUGCUGCGAGGAUGGAUUAUCCUGAUAUGAUUAGACCUCCUACUGUUAAGUCGCUGGACCAAGCUUAA
This is a messenger RNA of Penicillium malachiteum, 1203 nucleotides long. RefSeq lists its product as uncharacterized. The transcript is spliced from 4 exons. Lineage: Eukaryota; Fungi; Ascomycota; Eurotiomycetes; Eurotiales; Aspergillaceae. The record is from RefSeq and is a predicted model, not a curated record. The coding region runs from base 1 to 1203 and encodes 400 amino acids.